Diversispora eburnea is the source of this 1158-nucleotide messenger RNA. The record is from the annotation of a GenBank genome assembly. NCBI's taxonomy places the organism in Eukaryota, Fungi, Glomeromycota, Glomeromycetes, Diversisporales, Diversisporaceae.
AUGUCUCUUCCUAUAAAAAGAGUCCCAUUUCUCUCAUCUAUUAGUGUAGAUGAAAUCAUACAAAUGCAUUUAAAAAAUGGCAUUAAGAAUGUUAAUGAAACAAUGAAUGCAUUCAUGAUUUAUCGUAACGAAUUUAAUCACAUUCACCAAAACUUUAACCUUUCAUGUAAAAAUGUGUCAAAAUUAACAAGUAAAUCUUGGAAAAAUGAGUCAGAAUAUGUUAAAGACUAUUACAAACAGAUAUCUAAAGAGGUUAAGAAAUGCUUUAAAGAAAUCGUCCCUACUACUUGUUUCAUUAACAAAUUUGGAACAAGCAACCAAGUUGGUACAAAUAAUGUUUCUCUAGAAACCAAUCCUCCUAUGGACAAAAACUCACCAGACUCUAUUUAUUCUAGUCACCAAUUUGUUAAUAUGGGUCCUAUGAACCAGAUCUCUCCAGAAAUUACCUGUCAUAAUUCUCUACUUAUGAAUACAGAACAAAACUCUUUAGGCACUACCUGCUAUAAUUCUCCACCUUCAAACCCACAAGACGUUAUUUAUUCUAGUUACCCAGGCACUACUUAUGUUAAUUCUCCACCUUCAAACUCUCUCAACGCUAUUUAUUCUAGUCAUAAAUUUGGAAACAUGGGUCAAAAUUCUUCAGAUGUUACCUCUGUGGAUCAAUACCCUCCAGAAAUUACUUUAACUGAUCCUUCGAAUAUAGACAAAAUCUCUCCAGGCAUUUGCUGUUAUAAUUUACCAUUUUUAAAUGUUCUUGACAUCUCCCACGUUAAUUCUCAACCUUCAAACUCACUUAGCACUAUCUACUUUAGUCAAAAUUCUCCAGAUGCCACCAACUCUAAUCCUCCCAUGGUCCAAUACCCUCCAGAAAUUACUUUCCCUGAUCCAAAUAUGGAACAAAUGUUUCCAGGAAUUAACUGUUAUAAUUCUCAACUUAUGAAUGCGGAUCAAAACUCUACAGAUGCUACCUACUAUAAUUCUGCAAGAAUUGACUGUUAUAAUUCUCUACUUAUUAAUGUGGAGAAAAACUUCCCGGACACCACUUGCUAUAAUCCUACAUUUUUGAGCAUAGAUAACAACUCUCUAGAUGCCACCUAUUUUAAUUCUCCAUCCUCAUAUACGUACCAAGACACUACUUACUUUGAUGACCACUUCUAA